ACUUGAUCGCUGAUUUGUUUAUUAUUAAACUACGGGGCAGGGUCUGUAGUGCCACUCGAUAUUCCUGCUACCAAAUAUGAAGCAAAACGUACUUCAAUAUUUGUUGUAUGAUGGAAUGAAUACGGAAGGCCAGUUAUUUAGGAUUAAAAAAAAUGAUGUGGUUCAUUUCGUUUUGGACGUGUCUCUGAUUGGUUGCAAUGUCCGGUUUUUUAUUAAUUAUCCUGAUUCCGGAGUUCCAUUCCAGCGGUUGCAAUAUCGAGAGCUGCCUUUGAAUAACCCAACUCUUACUGGCAAACAAUCGGAUUGUUUUGAUAAUUUUUUCGAGUUAAAGAAAAUAAGUGUCUGCGGAUCUUUUCACUUUUACUUUUCAAAAGAUGGAUCUUCUCCUAGCCCUCCAUCAACCGCAACAUGUCUGAAAGGGAAUAUAGCUGGCUCAGGAUAUAUUAUCGUUGAUCCAGAUUUCACUGGUAAAAAGGUUGCCACGGAGCCCUCCAAAAAUAGCUGUGGGAAAAAUUGGGAUUUAAGUGGCGUGGUCCUUCAGUCUUAUUUGUCCAAGAAUCUUGGAAUAUUCCCUGAAUGGGAAUCAAGACUUUAUACAGCCAGGAAUGGUGGUUAUAAUAUGAUUCAUUUUACUCCUCUUCAAGAACUUGGCUAUUCUCGUUCUGCUUACUCUCUCAAAGAUCAACUCACAGUCAAUCCUAGCUUUACUCCACCUGGGGCAACGAAGAAGGUGGACUGGACAGAUAUUGAAUGCUUUAUCAAACAUUUGGAAAAUAAUUGGGCAGUACUUAGUAUGACCGACUUAGUUUUCAAUCAUACUUCAAAUGAUAGCCCCUGGGUUCACGAACAUCCUGAAUGCGCUUACAACGUUGUUAAUUCUCCUCAUUUAGCUCCAGCGUAUAUUCUGGAUCAUAUUGUCUGGCGUUUAACAGUAGAAGCCAGUACUGGAUCACUUGCAAGUUAUGGUAUCCCAGCAAUCUUAAACAAUCCAGAUAGUGAGCUUCCAGCUAUAGAAGUUUGGUUGACACAGAAGAUAGAAGCAGCGAAGUUAUAUGAGUUUUUCUUAGCAGAUGUUGAUAUAGUAUCAAAAGAAUUCAUUUCUUGGUUAAGAAAACAAGCAACAUUUCCUUCAUUAAUUUCCCCGAAUGAAACUAACUUGUCGCUGAAAAUUGACGGGGCCAGAAAAGGAAGACGAUUUGGGGCUACUGUUGAUUUUUCAAUAGCAUGUCAUGAAAUUGUCGGUAAAAAUGAGAAUGAACUUCCCCUUUCUGAAAGUGAGGCUGAAGCUGCUGGUGAAAAGUUACGAGUCAGGUUAAUAUCUCUAAAUUAUGACCAAGUUAAUGAAAUUAAGCAUCAUUUGCAAGCUGCCGUAGGAAAUGUAUUGGCAAAUGCUCGCUAUCGAUUUUACGAUCCUCAUGGACUUAAGCUUAAGCAAGUUACGUUAGAUACACCUAUUAUGUGGGCGUACUUUUAUCAUCCAGUCCCUGACGUAGAAACCAUUGAAGAAGCUGAAGCAAUUUUGGAAACCAAAGAUGCCGCAAAAAUUAUGGCUUUUAAUGGAUGGGUGAUGAAUGAUGAUCCUUUGAAAAACUUUGCAGAACCUAGCUCAUUUGUAUACUUACGCCGUGAACUUAUAGUCUGGGGUGACUCAGUAAAGUUACGUUAUGGUGACAAACCGGAAGACAGUCCAUAUCUUUGGGAUAGAAUGACUAAAUAUACGGAACUAACUGCAAAAAUAUUUCAUGCAGUACGGUUGGAUAACUGUCAUAGUACACCUCUUCACGUAGCACAAUAUAUGAUUGAUAAGGCUAGAGCUAUACGACCUAAUUUGUAUGUGGUUGCAGAAUUAUUCACUGGAGGCGAAUAUGUUGAUAACAUUUUCAUCAAUAAAUUAGGUCUUAGUUCUUUAAUACGAGAAUCCCUAUCAGCUUGUGACUGUCAUGAUUUAGGUCGACAAGUUCAUCGAUAUGGUGCAUCCCGACCUGCUGGAGCAUUUUUUGAACGAGCCAGUGCACGUCGUCUAUAUCCGAGUGUAUCACAUGCUGUCUUCUAUGAUCAAACUCAUGAUAAUCCAAGUGUAUUGGAGAAACAUUCUGUUUUUAAUUAUCUGCCUUUAUCUGCGGUUGGAUCGUUUGCUUGUUGUGCAAUCGGUAGUACACGUGGUUAUGAUGAAUUAGUCCCACAUUAUAUUGAUGUAGUUAAAGAGGAACGUUUCUAUUCGCGAUGGCCUGAUCAAGUCAAUUAUAAUAUUGGUAUAAUUAAGCCAAAAUCUAUUUUAAAUGAGCUGCAUAGUUGGUUAUCAUCUGAAGGAUUUUCUGAAACAUUUGUAGACCAAAUUACACCAAAUGUAUUAGGUGUGACACGUUUUUGUCCAGAAACUCGUGAAGCUGUCCUAUUGAUAACACAUACAGCUUUUUAUGAUCCUGGACCUAAUCCACACCAUUCAGAUUUUCAUCCAAUUCGGUUGGGUGGACGAGUGAAUAGAUUGUUAUGUGAAAUACUCUCGACAUUUAAAGGGGAUUAUCCACCACAGAAAGAUUUUAAAAAGAAUCCACAGUAUAUAAAUGGUUUAAUGUGUAUGAAUUACUCAAUUUUACAAAAUGUACCAGCCACUGAAAGUAAAACAUUUCGCGUAGAAAGUUACUCAGAUGAACAUGGUGUUAUGGUGGAUAGUUUAAUAUUUUACAAUUUCCCACCGGGAUCAGUUGUAAUUGUUUCAAUUAAAUUAGAUGAUAGCCAACUACAAGCCAUUGCAGAUUUACAUAAUUUCAUGUCCCAACAGUUUGAUUGUCGUUUAUAUGAACCUCGAACAAGUCAAGCUAUGGGUAAAGGUGAAAAUGCCUAUAUUCCUUUAAGUUUACCAUCAGGAAACAAUUCGUUACUAAAGCCGAAUUCGAUCAGAGUUCUUUUAGGCAAUAUGAAUUUAUUGGAACUGAACAAAUUACUCUUCAGAUGUUCUGCUGAAGAAUUAGCUGAUGGAUGUAACUUUAAUUCGUAUCAAAUACCUGAUUGGGGUUGGUUGGUUUAUUGUGGGUUUCAAAACAUUUCAAAUGUAUUACAAGGAAUUCGUGAUCGAAACGAUUUAGGUCAUCCAAUUUGUUCACAUCUUCGUCAAGGUGAUUGGUUAGCCCAUUAUUUAACUGAACGUUUGGCAAAACUACCACAUAAUUCUAAUAAACUUAUCACUAAAGCAAUUAUUCAAAUGAGUGAUAUUUUAAAAAUUAUGUAUAAACCUCUGUCAAACAUUCCAAGAUAUUUAGUUCCUGCAUACUUUGAAGCAUUGACUGUUACAUUAACAGAAUUUAUUAAGCUUGAGAUUACAUUACGAUUUGCACCUUGGAUAAGAAGUAGCUCAUCACUUGCGAAAAAUCUAGCAGUAGCUACUACUCAAUUUUACGGUUUUAUUGGAAAUAGUCGUCUUCCUGGACGUGUCAUACAAUUUAAUAAAGAUUCUCAAAAUCCAGAAAUCGAAGCAAUGUUUUGUAGUUUAGCUGCAGGUUUACCACAUUUUGCCGAAGGGAUGUGGCGUUCUUGGGGAAGGGAUACUUUUAUUUCACUCCGAGGUUGUCUUCUUCUAACAGGACGUUACCAAGAUGCUGCUAACAUUAUUCUCAGUUAUGCUAGUUUAUUAAGACAUGGACUAAUACCAAAUCUUAUAGGAGAUGGUUACACUGUUAAGCCAAGAUACAAUUGUCGUGACGCUGUUUGGUACUGGUUAUAUUCUAUCGUUAUUUACGAACAAUUUAUUUCAAGUACUAAAGAAUGCUGUCUGGAAGGAGAUGAUUCUCCUAGUAUUUUAAAUUGUCCAGUUUAUAGAUGGUUUCCAGAUGAUGAUACAGUUGGUUGGCCGGAUGAAUAUUUGACCAAUUCAUUAUCUAGUCAACGUAUACAACCCUUGCAUGAAACAAUGCAAGAAGCUUUGCAACGACAUAUUAAUGGUAUUGAGUUUAUCGAAAGGAACGCUGGGCCAACUUUAGAUGAACACAUGAAACCGGAAGGAUUUAAGGUUCAGGCCAAUAUUGAUUUAAAUACAGGAUUUCCUCGUGGUGGCAACGCUUUUAACUGUGGCACAUGGAUGGACAAAAUGGGCAGUUCAUCAAAAGCUGGUAACCAGGGUAUACCUGCUACUCCUCGUGAUGGUUCCGCAGUCGAAUUAGUUGGUUUGGCGUAUGCAGUUGUAUCGUGGUUAGCAGAAUCCCAUAAUCAAGGUCCAAAUUACUCUGGCUAUUAUCCGCAUGCAGGUGUUCAACUGACAUCUGGUAAGGAACUUUCAUGGGAAGAAUGGUCAAAUCUGUUGAAAAAUUCCUUUGAAUCGCACUUUUGGAUUCCGGAAAGCACAAAGGACCCUAACUUGCUUUAUAAUAAAGGAAUUUAUAGAGAUUCUUUUGGUUCGUCUGGAGGAUACACAGAUAAUCAGCUACGCCCCAAUUUCCUUAUAACUAUGGUUGUAGCCCCUGAAUUAUUUACACCCGAACGGGCAUGGAAUGCAUUGGAAAUAGCUCAACAACGAUUAGCUGGUCCAUUUGGUAUGUGCACUUUGAGUCGAGAUGAUUUAGCUUAUCGAGGAUAUUAUGAUAACUCAAAUGAUAGCUGUGACUUUUCUAUAGCUCGUGGUUUUAAUUAUCAUCAAGUAAGUCUUUACUUCAUUUCUUUAUAUGCUGAAUUACCACCUGAUGAAAUGUCUAUCAUUUCACACCUUUUUUAGUCAUAAUCGCAUUGCAAAGGAUUUUUUUAUCUUUGUCAAUCGUGAAGCCACAACUGUUAUUACUAGGUUAUAAAUGGAUCAUCAGAUUUUUUUGUUUUUCGUUAGUUUUCUUUUUCUUUUAGAGGAUAUCAUUACCUUGAUUUCAAUAUUCUCAUUAAUCGUUCCUUAGUUAUGUCAUGCACACAUAAUACACAAUUCAUACUAAUGUACUUCAUUGAAAGUGUUGAUCUUCUGGUUUCUUCAAGUAUGACAGUAACAUUGACUGCGUGGAUCGAAUAAUGACAUUAUUCUUUGUAUGUUAAACAGCUAUGAACUUUCAUGUCAGGAAGUUGGUAACUUUACGAAUAAUGUUAUAUUCUAUCGAUUUACUGUAGCUUAUAUGUGCACGUGCAUUGAAAAAUUAAUUAUUACCGCCAUAGUAUACGCACAUUCACAGCUAUUUCUAUUAUACAUGUAUACCAAAAGAUUCCAUUUUAUUCCCGGUGCUGCGGUACGAUCUUCAUAUUAAAGUAACGGUACGAGUAAAACAAUUCGUCAUUACAGAGAAAUAAAAUCUGAAUAGUUCACUGCAAUUCAAAUACACAAAAUCAAGAUAAUUCACAAACCAUAUUGUUAAGUGUCAGGUGAAUAACCGGUAGUUAUAUCUCAGUAGCUCUAAUGUCGAAACAAUUUCAUUUUAUUCUCAUUAAUCUCUCCACUACAAUCAAGAAGGUUAAGGCACAGUUCAGUGCACGAUAAACAUUUCAAUCCUUUUCCAGUUGCUACAUUUAUCGACCAACUGGCGUAUCCGGUGUCAUACUGGUUUUCUCGAAAUUACGUAAAUGGUUAUACUACCUAGUAAUGAGUGAAUACUGUUCCCUUAUAGUCUGGAUCUUACUCCGUACUGGUCAAAUCUAACAGCCAGUUAACUAUAAACUUCACUCAGGUUUUAUGUCAUUUGGCUUUAAUUUUUAUGCCGAUUGUGUGAUAAUGCAUCCUUAAAAUACUUAUUACUUACUAUUUUGGAUUUAGGGCCCAGAAUGGUUGUGGCCAACUGGGUAUUAUUUACGCGCUCGUCUUAAAUUCGCUCGCAUGCUAGGCAAAUUCGAUCCUAAACAAUGGGGUCAUCUCACUCGCAACGUAACUGCAGAGUGCCAGAAAACAUUUGCCAGACUGAAUCAGAGAAUGGAAUCAAGUCAGUGGUGUUCUCUUCCGGAAUUGACAAAUGCAAAUGGUCAGCUUUGUAAAGAUAGUUGUGAAGCUCAAGCGUGGAGUGUGGGUUGUAUUUUAGAAGCUCUGUACGAACUUAUUUUCACACAGAACAAAUGAGGUCCUUCAAAUUUUAGAACCACGUUAGUUAUCUUAAUACGUUUAUUUUAACACUAGUUCAGCAAUCCCUUACCUAUAAAAUGUUAUCUUUAUUUUGGAAUCUUUAUCAUAAUUUGAAUGACAGUCUGUUUAAUUUUGCCUUUAUAUUUUAAACUUUUACAAGGUUUUCCUCAUUGUAGUUACACUUAACAGUCAAUUAGUACGUUAUUCAUCAUACAACCUAGAUAAAUAAAUAAAAAGCCUAUCCUAUCCUUU
Molecule: messenger RNA, 6268 nt
Organism: Schistosoma intercalatum
Lineage: Eukaryota; Metazoa; Platyhelminthes; Trematoda; Strigeidida; Schistosomatidae
Source: the annotation of a GenBank genome assembly